Molecule: messenger RNA, 5659 nt
Organism: Dothidotthia symphoricarpi CBS 119687
Lineage: Eukaryota; Fungi; Ascomycota; Dothideomycetes; Pleosporales; Dothidotthiaceae
Exons: 3
Coding region: 23-5659 (1878 amino acids)
Biological process (GO): RNA export from nucleus; protein import into nucleus
Cellular component (GO): nuclear pore inner ring
Molecular function (GO): structural constituent of nuclear pore
Source: RefSeq, a predicted model, not a curated record
CACCGCGCACUGCAGCGCUACCAUGGCCCCCAUCCAAUCGCCCGAGCUGGACCUGUCCAAGUGCUUCCAGGGCGAGCAGCAGCUUGUGACCUGGGACAUUGCCUACCGCGCCCUCUGCGACCCCGGCACCGCGUCCAGCAGCGACGCCCUGCGCGCCUUCCUCACCGCUAAAGACAACGUCGACAUCCUCAGCAGGCCGUGGAGGCCGUUCCCCGACCCGUCGACACACGAGAAGAGCCGCUUCGAAUCCAAGACGGCGCCCGUCAGCGUCACGCCCGCGCAGAAUGGCCACUACAGCCUCGACGAGAUCAAGGCCGACAGUCUGUGGCUGUCCAAGGAGGCGCAGAUGUCCGAGCACGCGGCGCUGCAGCUGGUCGCGCAGGAAUGGCAGAGCCGGCCGACGAUGCAGCUGCUGAGCGGCCUGACCGAGGAGGAGGCCCUGAGCGUGCACGACGCCGCCGGGCUCGCCAACCUGGGCGCCUCGACCUUCGCUCCCAACUCGUCCAUACUCGCGGCGCCGCUGGCCUCGCGCUCGACGCACUUCGACACGCAGGACCAGCGCCGGCUGCGCAUCGUCGACAUCUACCACUCGACGUGCGCCUCGAUCGUGCGCAUCAGCCAGCUGCUCGUCUCGUGGGGCGCCGCCUCCCACCUGCGCAGCCAGACAAUCUACGGCACCGACUACCACACCGUGGGCGCCGGCUGGAUCGAGGAGCUGGGCCAGACCAUCGCCGCCGCGCAGAAUGGGGGCCCCUCGUCGGCCUCCAACGCCACGGCGCUCGACCAGUGUCUACAGGCCGUGCAGAAGAGGUGCGAGGCGCUGGAGGGCGGCUAUGGCUGGGACGUGCCCGAGUCGAUUGUGCAGGCCGCGUCGGAGAAAUGGGUCGUCGCGCAGACGACAGAGCUGCUGCACCUGCUGCACCUCGCCCUCGCACAUGCAGAUGUCGUCACGAAGGGCUUCCUGCCAGCCGCGACCAUCGAAGACUGGCUCACGGCGCUCAUGACCCGCGGCUUCUUCCGCGAAUUCCCAACCGUCACUCCCCAGCAGGAGCCCCUCGUGCCGGUCAUCCAGCUCCUCACCUCGCUCGUCGCGCUGGCAAUCCUCAAGGUGGACCUUGUCAUGAACGACAUCGACUCGGGGAACUGCAAGAACUGGCAUCCGUCGUCGUACAUACUCAACACGGGCGUCGUCGAAAACAUCACCACCAUCUUUGGAGAAGCAAAACUGCUGGGCGCGAGUCCUGCUACGCCGCCCAUCUUUGCCUGGGCCGUUCUCACGUGGAGACUCACCAACCGCGCGAGCUACGAGGAGCAGGAACGCGAGCGGUUGAUCGAGUCGCCCAAUGCAUCCCGGACAUCUUUGCCAGCACCUUCCGCUCUGGAGGAGUCUGUCAUGGCUAUUGCGAGGCUUGAGUCGCACGAGUUGUUUGACAACACCAUGCCCUACCAGAAUCUCGCCGAAGUCAGUUCAGCAGUCGGUGUUCUGGGCAUCAUCAACCAGCUAGUCGAGAUUGGCCUGCCUGCUUUUGGGACUCCCGUUGACCAGAUAUCUCGAGACAGGAUCCGUCUCUUGUUCCUGCAGUUGCUUCGCGCUGCUCUUGGGAGCGAUGUUGUUGGAUACAGUCCAGACUUGAUAGUAACAACCUACACUGUUUUGGCCGGCAACAGGACGUUCCGCACCUGGGUAGACGAGCCCACCUCUCGCCAAACAGACCCCGUCGUAUCUUUCUUCUUGGAAGACGAGUAUGUGCUGAGGCCCAUGCUUCUGGACGAGUCCCGCCAACGCUACCCUUACGAGAUGACGCCGUUUCUCAAGUUCUGCAGUGCUUUGACGAGGGGCGACAAGGCAAUCAAGAACGGCAUGCCAACUUUCGUCGAGAAGCUCACACACACGAACCAGAUGAUGCAGCGGUUACCAGAUGGCUUCAGAGACUACGCACUGACACGUGAAGAAGAGAACGCAAACUGGGUCGAGCUUACAGCAGCUCUUCCCCUGUUCUCGUCAGGGACAACGUCAAGUUUCCGCGGCCAGCGCCGUCUGCUCACAUCAACCGCGUCAUCCAGGUCGACUGGGCUUAUGGAGAUUCCUGCCGGUACGGAGGGUAUCAUUGUCGAUGACAGCGAACAGCCUUAUGUCGCAGCUUGGCGUUACCAACACUCCACCCUGUCUUAUCUCGUCCAGCUCCUCUCCACAUACCCAGUCGGAAGUGGCAAGGCUGAGUUCGCUACACAGGAACCGGCUUCGCGUGAAAGCGUGAUUGAGAUCAUCUGCCUCUUUGCCGACUUGUUGCACUCGUCGUUGCAAUCCUCUGAAGGUAUUUGCUCAACUGAGCUACUAGAAGCACUGAACGUCACCAUUGACGGCGGCCAAGACAUGGGCAGCAUUGUCCUUGCCGUUUUCGAAGAAGAGUUACUACGCUUAUGUCAAGAACCGAACAACGAAGCUUCUUUGGAGCUUCUGGUGAACUGCACUCAUUUCUUAGAAGCCCUUGUGGUCAUCGCCCCGCAAAGAGUAUGGCCCUGGUUGGCAAGGAGUCGACUGUUAGAAGGGGACGGAAACGGCGGAAGCUUAGCAAAGGUCCUGAUUGGUACAGAGAUGGUUCUUGGCCGGUAUGAUUUCCUCAUUGGAUGCAUACGAUUGUACGAAGCACUGGUCAAAGAUGCAGUCGAGCAGUCUGUCGCCCGCAAAGCCCCCAAACUUGCCAGUAAAGCGCUGAGCCGGUUUAAUUCCUCGGCUUCGUCCGAGAGCGGCACUUCAGACAAGAUCAUCAGUACAGCGCUUUUCACCUUUGGUCGGACACUUGCAAGUAUAUAUGAGAGCUCGUUGAGCUGGAAGUACGCUCGCCCAGAACAUCGUCCUGAGAUCAAUAUCGCCAUAUGCAAAGCCUUCACGACAAUUUUAAAGCUUGCUUAUGGCGUCGAUGAUGCCCCAACGCUCGCCGCCAAAGUUACCAAACUCAUCGCACCCAUAGCCGAGUAUAUUGUUCAGUUGUACCUGACAGAGUCAGAUAAUGGCUUGCCGCCAAACCCAAUACUGGCGUCUCUGGUCAUCGGAGCGAGUCCAGGAGAUACGACUAUGCUCACAAGCUCUGGAGCCCUGUGGAAGCAACAAACGCAGGCAACGUUGGAAUUCGCCGAUAUCCUAGUCCGAGUAGCCAUGCUACUCAACAAACCUUGGACACAUCUAGAGCAGCAACUGUUCAAGGCAACUCCAUUGUUAGCAAGAUUGUAUGCGACUAGCGACAGGUGGAAGUCCCCGGUCCUUCUACUACUCGAGACCCUCGUUCUGGGCGCUCCCCGUGUUGUGGAACAAGAAGACUCGGCGAUGGAAGAAAAGAACGCGAACAAAACGGCUCAAAGACAGCGCGAGCAACAAGAGCCUCCUUCGCUACUCGGCCAUUUGGGACCCCAAACUGCGAAGAGCUUUCUAAGUGUGCUGUCUCAGCUAGACGAGCCGCUAAGGAUAAUUGACAUUCAGACAAAUGUCUGGCAUCUUCUAUCUGCAGUAGUGACGUCAAAGCAGCAGUGGUUCUCGUUGUACUUGCUCACCGGCAGCACUCCACGCGAGUCGCUCAGAUCCAAACCUGACUCGGCUCCGACAUUAAGAAACAAAGCGCUGCUCACCCGAGCACUAGACACACUAGCGGAUCUAGACCUACUGGAAAUGGAUAAAAUCAGUUUCCCCUGGCCGCUGUAUACAGCGAUGCUCGAAUUCGUCUCCUCGGCGCAGAACAACUGGUCAUGGGCGAUGAGUGAUCUACGACAGCAGAAGGACUUCAUACAGAAGCUGCUUGCGUACUUGAAAUGGAUUGCAAAACAACCUCGACAGCCCAAGACCAACGAUGAGAUCUUGAUCCGUUCGCAUCAGAACAGAUUUACGUCAUUAGCUUGUGAAGUAAUCGCCAUGUACCUUCACAGCUCACGAAAGGUCGGGGACAUCACCCCUCUCAAAGAUGUUGUACCAUCCUUGGGGUAUCUAGAGGAUAGCGCUCUGGAUCUGCCAGCGUACAAUGUCUCACUCCACGCGAAUCUUAAGCAGAAUUUCGAACGGCAAUUUUCUGGCAUGUCGUUGGCCAACCUCAAGCGAACAGCGCUGUAUCCUGAAGACUUUGGUCGAAGUUUCUUCUACGACAUUGAGCUUGCUCAGAAUCUUCUGGGUUUCGACAGCAGCUGGUCAGGCCGUAGGGAAGGGUUAGGCUUUGCUAGUGAGGUUGAGAAGGCCAACUUGAAUCUUGGCCUAGUCGAGUCGCAGAUUCAGUUGCUCCAGAGCUGGAAGUUGCUAGCUUUGGAGCUGAGCCAUGUCGUGGGCAGAGACGAACGUUUGGUGCAGAUACUCGUCGGCGUCGUGAAGAAGUGUAUGGAGGCCAAUGCCCAGUCAACCCUUCCCGAAGCAUUGUUCAGCCAGCUCAUGGUUUUGCGCGCCGACCUCGCUUUUGCUUUGCUAAAGAAGCUCGUAGAAGCAAACGUUCAGUCCGCACACGCUCGUCAACUCCUCGCACCAGUAUGGAAUGCAAUCCGCGCCUCUACACCCGAUUUCGAGGACGUAUUUUCUACAGACGCAGUACACUACUACCGCUCGCAACUUCGAAUUCUAUACCUCGCCCUGCAAUUCCACCUAGUCGAAGAGUCGGACGAGUCGGAAGAAACAGCCUUCCGCUCCAGUUUCCGUGGCACACUACCAACCAGCCAUACCGAAUUCACGUCAUCCAUCUCGACGCAGCUCCUCGAAAUCCUCUCCGACACAGUCGCAAAAGGCUUCCGCAGUCUCGCAACCCAACUCCACGCGGACCCGUCCUCAGUCUCACCCUCCGACUUCGCCCUCCUAACCGCCCUCCUCCAACGCAUCAUCGCCAUCCCCGAAAUGGCAAAGUGGCAAACCCAAGCAGCACUCCUCUUCGCAAACAGCAACACAAUCCGCUACGCCACCAGCCUCUUCUCCUGGUCCGACCGCCUCACCGUCCAAAACAACGGCACAAACGACCCCAUCUACAGCGAACUAAGCAUCCUCUUCCUCCUCUCCCUCUCCAGCAUCCACGCCAUGGCCGAAACAAUGGCCGUCGAAGGCAUCCUCUCGCAACUCAACACAGCAAACAUAAUGACCUACUUCCGCCGCCAAAACGGCACAGGCCAAUUCGACGCCCCGCCCCGCAUCUACAACGUCUGGACAAAGGGCCUCCUGCCGCUCUGUCUCAACCUGCUGCUCAGCGUCGGCCCACGCAUCGCGGCAGAAGUCGCUAGCUUCUUGAAUCAGUUCCCAGAGCAGUUGCGCCGCGCGGGCCGCGCUAUCAAUGCCUCGCCUUCGCGCGCCGCCGGCACGAAAAUCUCCCUUUGUAUAGCGUCGGAAACGCAUUCCCUUGCCCUCAUCGCGGCCAUCCUCGACGACGUGCGGAAGCAGGGCCCCAAGCUGGGGAUUCAGGCGCAUGAGGUUGCGGCGCUGGACUGGGAUGGAGAGAAUGUCAAGGAGGAUGUUGAGAGCUGGUUGAGUCGGAAGGGGGCGCUUAGGGAGAGGAUUGUCGCCGCGGAUGAGAGGGAGUUUGAGCUGUUGGGGAAGAAGGAUGGGGGUGGUGAGGGGGGGAAUGCGCUUGAGGGGAGGGUGAUGAGGGAACUGGAGGAUGCGGGGAGGUGUCUUGGGUUGGGGGGGAAGGUCGAGGGGAAGUGA